Molecule: messenger RNA, 1335 nt
Organism: Phytophthora infestans T30-4
Lineage: Eukaryota; Oomycota; Peronosporomycetes; Peronosporales; Peronosporaceae
Exons: 7
Coding region: 76-1335 (419 amino acids)
Source: RefSeq, a predicted model, not a curated record
CCUGCAGUAGCUACGCGGAACAACCGUGCGCCCAAUCAAGCUGUCGCUGCGACAGACGCAGUCACACCGGCGUCAAUGACUCCUCUGCUUUCCAGCAUCGAUCGCAUCAGCGCUGCUCUGGAAGCUGCAGUGGCACAUCCUCCACCGCCGACCGGUACAGUGCGUGUGUGCCACGCAACGGAAGACGAGUGGAACGCGUUUGCAGACAGCGAGGAUCCAAUCGCUCGACUCAAUUAUCUUGAAGGGUUUCCUGACACGAAAGAGAUUCACAUCAUCGAGUUUGCCGACGCUCCGCACAAAGAUUACGUUGGAGAGCUAAACGAUCAAUUUCGUGAGCGGCAUGUCAAGCGAUGGCUCAAAGGCCACUUGGCCGCCAAGAAUUCUCAAGGGCGACAAUGGUGCUCAGAUCUCAGUUAUGGACCACGCGAAGAAACACCCGGCUCGGUGCUUCCUCCAAACGUUCCAAUAUUUGCAGACUUUCGGACGAUUGAGGUUGAGAUUGGAGUUUCUCAGCAGUGGGGCAUGGCACCUGGAGAGCUCGACCACAAGGCGAUUGCCAUAUGGGCCGCGAUGCCAGGAGUCGAAUAUGUGCUAUGUGUGUCAUUCGAUCCCGACUUUGCGAAUGCCGAAUACAAGCUGUAUGAUGCUCGCGUCCAUCCACUUGUGCAGCUGGCUCCACUUCCAAUCGUCGCUCGAAACACGGUGAUCCAGUUGGACGGACGUCGAAUCCUUGGUAUUCCGCCACGGAUGGCGCUCCCGGAUCAUCACAUCCGGAAGUUUAUCAAAGGUCCAAGGGCGCGAAAAUGGGGUCGUCCGUUCUGCAACCACCAGCUGAACUUUAUCAAAAAGAACGGAGAACAGUGUUUGCUAGCUCGCAACAAGGAUCGCUGCGGCAAGCAUCCAAUUAUUAUGGAUCGGAAAAGUAUUGUCGCGGAGUGUAAUAUCGUAGAAGAAAUGUCACCACAAGCCAAUACCCAGUCGUCGCUGAGGCUGUUAGCGCCAUCGGUGAUCGAACCCGUCGAGGCCUCGAAUGUAAAAUUUGAACGCAAAAUGAAAAAGCAUGGAUACAAGGAAUGGAAAGCGGAGUAUGAACCACAAGAAGUCAAAGAAAAGAAUGAAGAUAAGGAAAAGAGAAGACCAUUAGAUAUUCUUAAGGAGAAGCUGAUUGAGAACGUCAAAGACAAGUAUAAGCAGAAUAUUCAGGUUCGAACAUACAUUGACUCAGAGUUUGAGCUCAAUAAUGACUAUGCUCCGCUACUUGAUCAAUAUCUCAAGCUCCAAUUUGACGACGAGACUAUUGAAGUUAUCGAUUUCAUGAUUGGUCGCCUAAUGUAG